Molecule: messenger RNA, 6501 nt
Organism: Misgurnus anguillicaudatus (oriental weatherfish)
Lineage: Eukaryota; Metazoa; Chordata; Actinopteri; Cypriniformes; Cobitidae
Gene: adam19b
Product: ADAM metallopeptidase domain 19b
Biological process (GO): membrane protein ectodomain proteolysis
Molecular function (GO): metalloendopeptidase activity
Source: RefSeq, a predicted model, not a curated record
AUACAUGUCAUGAAGGAUGCGCUCCUCUCACUUCUUCAGUCGGUCACCAGAGCUCCAGCACAUACCGGUGCUACUCUCCACAAUGAAUGCUAUUCACAUUUAAAAAUCACUUUGGUGUUGCACGGCUCGUUUUCCAUGCAUUUUAUUAAUCGUUUACCGUGUCAUUUAUGAUGCUUCUGGGCGUAUAUUUAACCCGCUGCACGGAGGCAGGCGAAGUGCACUUUCGUCUUUUUGUAUUUUUUUGUUGCUGUUGUUUACAUUUCUCUUCAAUAUGCACUGCACACGCUGAGGAUUUACUUAAAGAUGGACGUUGGCAUGGUGACUCAUCUCACAUCCAUGAAGACAUGGAUCUGUAUAUUACAUACCCACAGUGGAUCAGUCCAGCCAGACACAAAAGAUCUGAUGAAAACAAGCAUCCGUCUGAAGCAGAGGUCAAGAUUACCGUAGCGGGUGAAGAUCUGAUUCUACAACUGCAGAGGAACGAGGAGCUCUUCUCACCUGGAUAUCAAGAGAUAUGGUACGAUCCGAAUGGAAUCCGACAGUUUUCCAAACCUUCCAUCAAGGAUCACUGUUAUUAUCACGGGGCAGUCAAAGGAUUUCAGUGGUCCAGUGUUGUCCUCAGUACCUGUGAUGGACUCAGGGGCAUGAUAACGGUCAAUCACAGCGUGAGCUACAUGAUCGAACCGCUAACUAACCAAUCACAACCUCAGGGACAUGCUGUAUACAACAUUCAGAGUCUGAAACUACCCACGGGCACUUGCGGACAUCACCAUGGUGAUGGGAAUCACACGGAAAGCCUUCAAAUGCUGAUGGAUGUGAUGGCGCAUCCUGAACACAUCCACAGGGACAGAAGAGAUGUCAGUAGUAGCACGAAAUAUGUGGAGCUGAUGGUGGUUGCCGACCGCGCUGAGUUUGUGAAACAUGGUCAGGACCUUGAAAAGACCAAGGCGAAGCUGCUUGAAGCUGCUAACUAUGUGGAUAAGUAUUACAAAGCACUGAACAUCCGUGUGGCCCUGAUCUGGUUGGAGAUCUGGAACGAUCAGGACAAGAUCAGCGUGAGCGACAACCCCUACAGCACCCUGGGUGCAUUUCUCACAUGGAGGAGGAAACAGCUUCCAAAGUUGCCGAAUGACAACGCUCAACUUGUAACGGGUGUUUCAUUUCAAGGCACCAUCAUUGGUCUGGCACCUCUUAAAGCCAUGUGUUCAGAAUACCAGUCAGGUGGAGUCAAUUCGGAUCACUCAGUCCUUGCGUUUGGGGUCGCGGCCACAAUGGCUCAUGAGAUGGGCCAUAAUUUUGGCAUGAGUCACGAUAGUCCAGGCUGCUGUAAGGCCCUGCCUCAGGAUGGAGGCUGCAUCAUGGCUGCUGCUACAGGGGAGCCAUACCCUCGUGUCUUUAAUCCCUGCAAUCAAAAGGAGCUGAAACACUACAUGAAUUCGGGCGGAGACAAGUGUUUAUUUAACCCUCCUAACACCAGAGUCAUGUACGGAGGUCAGCGCUGUGGAAACGGAUACCUGGAGGAUGGAGAGGAGUGUGACUGUGGAGAAGUGGAGGAGUGUUCGAGUCCCUGUUGUAACGCCAACAACUGCACGCUUAAGAUUGGAGCGGAGUGUGCGCAUGGAGUUUGCUGUCAUGAGUGCAAGCUGAAAAGCCAAGGAGUGAUGUGUCGUCCAAAGUCAGGCUCCUGUGACCUGCCUGAGUACUGUGAUGGGAAAUCAGAGUCCUGCCCGGCUAACUUUUACCUGAUGGAUGGUAACGUUUGCGAAGAUGGCAAGGCUUAUUGUUAUACGGGCAUGUGUCUGACCUUGGAGCAACAGUGUCUUUCUCUCUGGGGAAAAGGUGCUCGUUCUGCUGUUGACAAGUGCUUUAUUGAUGUCAAUAAAGCAGGUGAUACCUAUGGAAACUGUGGGAAAGAUCUGACGGGCAGUUACAGAACGUGCACAGAGAGAAAUGCUAAAUGUGGGAAAAUUCAGUGCUUCAGUUCUGCCAGCAAACCUAUAGAGUCCAAUGCUGUUGCCAUUGACACCAAAAUGCAGAUCUCAGGUCAUGAGGUCCUGUGCAGAGGGACACAUGUGUACCGGUCCAAUGAGGGAGAAGACACUCUAGACCCAGGUCUGGUUCAGACCGGAACCAAAUGUGGGGAUAAUGCGAUCUGUUUUGAAGGUGAAUGCCGUAAUGCAUCUUUCUUACAAGCAGACAAAUGCAAUGCCAAAUGUCAUGGUCAUGGGUUUUGCAAUAACAACCACAACUGUCAUUGUGACUCCGAAUGGGCACCACCGUUUUGUGACUAUGCUGGUUCAGGAGGAAGCCUGGACAGCGGACCUGUGACCAAACACGGUCCCCUUUAUCUUGUGGUUCUGGUUAUCUUCAUCAUGUUUCUUUUGGGAUUUGUUGUUUUUGGGGUCUUGUGGUGGUACUGCAAACACAAGCGCCCUAUCAAAGACCACACCCUUCAAAGGCCCCAAACAUGCAACAAUGUUCCAGAAUCCACUGCGUCUAAAAGUCAUAAUACAACAGGUCACACAAACCCAGUGUUUCAACCAAAGAAACCACACGCUGAUGAACAGGUCUGUCAUCGUGCAAGUCCUUCUGGUCCAUCCAGACAUUCUAACAUCCGUCCCACUGUGAAACCCCCUCCGAUCCCGGCCUAUGUUGGCCAUAAUCAAAGUGUUAUCCAUAUAGAGACCUGCCCAUCUCCAUCAGUUCCCCCCAAAACAAGACCACUGCCCCCCAACAGACCCCCUCCACCUCGACCCACGACCAAACCCGCCCAACCUCAACAGACAUCUAGACCUAAGAAUGGCUUAUCGGUGGUGUCACCAGCUGAAUUGCAGAAAGGGAAAUCCAGUCUGACCCCUUCUGGACACUUUUAAAAUGUCAGUUGAAGGUUCCAAAGAGACGUUGAGCCUCGUAAGAGUGAUACACCAAUCAGCUCUGCACCUUUAGGAUGUCAGUGAGAGUGACCAAUCACAACGCUUCACUCAAAGUGAUGCCCGCCUUAUUGACUAACUGGAGAAUUAUGGAUACCUGCAAACUUCAGCUUUUUUCAGGGGGAUACAGCUCCUUUAUUCCUGUGCCAUAUUCCAGUUCUUAUCUUAUGUCUUUUUAUUACAGUGACCCCAGAAAACUAUAAUAAAGUAUGGCAUUCUUAGGAGCAUGGGUCAUUUAAAUGAAUGUCUUGCACCAAGAAUAUGAAUUGUAAAACUUGUUUUUUUGCACGAAGCAGUAUCUCAUUCAAUUAUAUACAUCGAGUAAACUGUAAGAUAGUAGCAAACUAGUUGUAUCUGAUAUUUACAGUCUGGCUGUUCCUUUUAUAUUUUUUGAACUACCUUGCACUAUCAGUUCAUUUAUUUGAAAACUAUGUUACUGUCUGUCCUCAGGAAACAGCUCUUAAAAGAAGAGGCUAAUUGAAGAUCAAGUCAUUAGUUUUUUUUAAUAGCAAUAAUAUUUUAAAAUCUCAGAAAUAAAUUAGAGGUGAAUUGUGUAGCACUGAGUUUAUGUACAGUAUAUACUGCGUAUUGUUUAUACUAUCUAGCUUGGAAAUUUGUAAUGAUGCUGGAUAUUAUGGUGCUUUGUUUUUGAUUUCUCAUUUAAGAGAAAUAAAUUAUUAUUUUUAUAAGGGUUUUAACGCAGGGAAUGCAUUUUAAGUUUAAUAACUUUUUAAUGUGUUUCUUAGGUUUUGUUUUUAUAUGGUUGUCAGCAUUUUGGGAGGCAAUUCAAAAUUUCCAAAAUACCGCUUAUUUUUUCUUUUCUUGGCCAGAACUUGUUUUGAGGACUAUGACCAAUAUACUGUAUUUUUGAUUAGUUUUUUUUUUUUUAGGAUUUUUUUUAGUUGUAGUUAAACUGUUAUUUAUUCGUAGUGUAAAUAUGCGAUGGCCUUGUUGAAUCAUGGUUUAGUUUUACAUGAAUGCUAUUACUGAAUGUUUGUUUACUGAAAAAUUGAUGGGUGCUUAAAAUGUGAAUGUAAAGUUGGCGUAGUAUUGCAGGCUACUUAGGAAGUGUAAAACAGUCACUGCAAUUUUAUUUGGUCUUAAUUUCGGUUUCUAUUAUGAGACUAAACCCCUCUUGUCCUAUGCAAAAUAGGCUGUAACGCAGUGCCUUUUAUUAAAUUUCCAUCAGUGAAUGUUGAUGUCUCGUGUUUUAUUAUUUGCUGGGAAGGGGCUGAUAAACAUGUUUUUGUAUCUCUUUGCUUUUUCUUUGUCGUGUGUCAUUUUAUAUAGGUCCUUAAGGUUGAAAUUAUUUCAUUAAUAAUUUGAAAAUGGGCUUGUUCGAUUCAUAGACUCAACUUCAUGCAGAACCGACAGGCGGAUGACGUCAAAGUUUCGCGAGAGCGAUUUAAAAGCAGCCUUCUCUGAAUGAAUUCUCAAUCGCUCUCGCAGUACUUUUACGUCAUCCGCCUGUCAGUUCUUGCAGCGCCGCACGAAAUCGAACAGGUCUUAUGUACAGCAUGUUUCUCAGCAUUGUCUUGAACAGCUGACAAAUGUAUUUUUCUCAGAACUUUUUUUUUUUUCAGAAAAAAGGGCUUUCUUUUUUUACUAAUUUUUUAAAAGCUGUACCCCUCAUACUUUUAAUUGAAUAAAUGAACAUUAUUUAACCGAAUCAUAUAUUUGGAUUUUAUUGUACUCUCUUACCUUAGUUCUCUUAUACUGGGUUUAUCUGAAUGUAAACAGGGUUGUUGAUGCAUGAUAUGGCAUCAAGAGAUAAAUUCACAUGAUAUGUUUGUGGUUUCAUUGGGCUGUCCUAGAGGUGUGUCUGAUGUAAACGCAGCAGCGGGGGACUUUUAUUCUACUUCCGGUCCGUAAUUUUGGCUGAAUACCUUGUUCUUCUCGAUUUCCCGUGAACAUCGCAUCGCAUCGCUCGCUUGAUUAUUGUACUAAUAACGAAGUUUCGGUUUUUUAUCGCUUAUUUUUUACUGUAUCACCAGCAAAUAUUACAUUUACAAAUAUGGACCAAAUGGAAGAUCCCGCUGGAUCGGAUAAUAAACGAGCUAAAGAAGGAAAAAGCAGUUGAAAAUGUUAAGUGAGGACUUCAGAGAGGACAAGCUUUCAGCAGCAGCAGCAGAAUCCAUCACUGUAUCCAUACUCUAAACAUCAGUUGAAGGAGCUGGGUUAUCCAGAGUCCUCUCACUUUGGUCUGAGUCUAGUGUUGUCAUCACAGUUGAAUCAAUGGGUGGUAAUGAAGGAGGUGGACGUGGAGGGGAAAGGUGGAGCCUCUUUGGGGCGCGGCCCAUCGUGCAGAAAUCACCCACUGACCCAGGGUCAGAGACCAAAACACCUGGGGGAUUCACGCUGCAGUCAUACUUUGGAGUUCAGAAGUCUAAUACCAUGGAUGCCAUGAAGACUCAAGUAAACCUCGUGGUUGAUGAUCCUGCCAAACUAAAAUCUCCCAAGAUCGAGAUGAGCGGCGAGGAGGGAAAGAAAACAUCAUGCCACAGACUCAGACACAGAGAUAUGAACAUUCUCACACCGUCUGGCUUCUGAACUCCAGAGUCUUCAACUCUCUUAAGCUUCCUCGACUUUUAUACGACAUACAAACCCAUUAACGCACAAAUCGACACGUGUCGCCAUUAAAACCAGUAUGGCCUCUAAUGAGUAACCAUAUGCAUUUACAUCUACCCGUGUAAGAUUUACCCCUUAAAUUAGAUAGGAGACAUAGUCUUUUUUUUCUUAGUGCCAACCACUCUUGAUAGUUGAAUUUGCCCCUUCCCAGUAACAUAUGUACUGUUUUUCACAUUUUUAAUUACAACAUACUUGCUCGCGGACGUUACAAUGUACAGAUGUAAAUUUAUGGUGAUCAGAAUAUGCAGAAUUACCAGUAAGAUACUGGAUUGUUUUUAUAGUGAAAUACAUUCAUGCGUGCAACGUCUGACAGUAAUCUAAUUUUUGUGGACCAUCUAUAAAAGCUUAUUGUGUAUACGCAUUUAUACAUCAUUGACUGCAGCACAUAUUUUAAAUGUUAAAACAUUUCAUAACGUCAACAUGUUUGACUUAACGUGGUCAGGUAUUCAUUAUUAUUCUGCGUAGUUGAAACAUCUUUAAUGGCCGUUUUGUAACUUUUUAUUUCUAAAGUGUCAGAAUUUCUAAUUUAUUAGUUUGUUUAUUAAUGAUACAGUAUGGAUGUGUUAUUUUGUGUGUAGUAAGCUACAGAUUUGUAUUGGCAUGCUGGCAGCACCUCAUGUCUGUCACUGGGUUUGCACUUCUUCUGAAAUCUUUUUUUUAUACUACUUUGUGUUACUGUGAGUUUGACAGUAGCUGUGUUUAAUAGUUUUUACGUAUGCUGUAUCAUUUUGCUUUUUUGUACAUUUUUUAUAACAUUGCCUUUAAAAUAUUCCACUUUCUGCUCAACUUAAACAUUUGUUUUUUUUAUAGUGCAGGAUCCAUUCAUUCCUAUAAGACAGAAAUGACUUGCAACACAGGCCAAACUCAUUUUAUAUGUUGUAUUGCUAGCGCAUUACUUGUUCAUAUUUCUCAGUAAUAAAACAUUGCUUAUAAGCACACUGAA